Molecule: messenger RNA, 1198 nt
Organism: Ostrinia nubilalis (European corn borer)
Lineage: Eukaryota; Metazoa; Arthropoda; Insecta; Lepidoptera; Crambidae
Gene: mTTF
Product: transcription termination factor, mitochondrial
Exons: 6
Coding region: 123-1124 (333 amino acids)
Biological process (GO): termination of mitochondrial transcription; regulation of DNA-templated transcription
Cellular component (GO): mitochondrial matrix
Molecular function (GO): double-stranded DNA binding
Source: RefSeq, a predicted model, not a curated record
AAAAUGAGAAAAGAGCAUGCAAACAACUUUUAUUUUUAAAAUACAAUUAAUUAAUAGCACGAAGAUCUUCAGCUAAUGGAAUAAAUUUAAAAGGUGUUUUACAAAAAACAGGGAGCUUUAAAAUGAAUUUAUGUAGAGCUCCUAUGGUAACAUAUUUACUAAAGCCAGUUCUUGUACAUUUUACGAAAAGAGACAAGCUAAUAGUAAACAAAAUUAUAACUCACAAACUAUACUGUUUAUUUAAUCCAGUAAAUAGUCUCUCUACAUCUACAAUCAAAAAUAACUUUAGUACCCUGGAAAAUGAAGAAAAUAUUGAACAAAAUAUUCUUUCUUAUAAAGAGCAGAUUAUAUCAAAGUUAAGUUUCCGAUGUAUGGAAGAUGCACAACCAUUUUAUAAAUUACCAAUCAAAACUUUGGUACAUGUUUACAAAGUUUGUAAGAAUGAUGAAAAGGAAGGUCAUUGUAAGAAUAGGCUGUAUUAUAUUUCUAAUAAGUUGAAGUGCCCCCCUUCUGUACUCAGCAAGCAUGUUGCCCAAAGAACAUUUAUUUAUAGUUUGUCUUUUGAUUGGCUUCAAAAGUCUCUUAAUGUACUUCUUGAAAUGGGUGUCAGUAGUGAAAGGCUGUUGAGAGAUUUAUGGGUCCUCAAAUAUAAUGCCAACACAAUUCGAGAAAGACUUCAAAAAGUUAAAAAUAUGGGUGUGGAAAACAUUUACCCAUGGAUGGUGAGAUGUUCUGAAGAUAUUUUGAACAGGUAUGUUGAAAUAAUGCAAGAAACUAAGGAUAUCCUUGGAGAAACUAAGUCUACUCAAAUAUACCUUGCAAAUCGACUGAACACAACAUUAGAAGCUGUAAAUGAAAUGUGUAUAAAAACUCCUGCCCUAAAGACUAUAAGGGUAACCAAAGUCAAGCACUUUUUAGAUUUCCUCAUCAGUGAAGGUUUUACAGUUGAAGAUGUCGCCAGUAAACCUAGAAUAUUAGCAGCGUCGCAGAAAACGAUUAAGAAAAGAAUUGACACAUUACGAGAAUUAGGAGUGCAAGAAAUAAAUAUUAAUUUACUUUGCAGAAGCAAAAAACAUUUCAAUAAAUUCUGCGAAUCUAUUGAGUCUGUUAAAAAAAGUGAGUAAGUAUGUAAAGGGUUUCUAAGUAAGUUCGAAAAAUGUUUUAUUACACAAAUAAAUAAAUUAUUGAAUUUCAAAAA